CUACCCGGCUACUCCACUCCUAAUCUCCUACGCCCGCUACUCCGUUAGCCGCUGCAGCUGCACGGCCGACGACCUCCUCGUCUGCAACGCUGCCACAAAACCUGACACUUCCAUCCAUCCUCCGGCCAUCACCCGCCAUGGCCAUCACCUCCACUUCCCUCUCCCUCGCUUUCUCCCAUCUCUUCCGCCCAACUCCCCAACCCCAAUUCCAACCGCGACACCAUGACCUCAAAUUUCCUAAACCCCUGCGCCUUGGCCUCGCGCCUGCACUCUCCUGCGCCGCACCCCUUGCCGCCGUCCCCGACGGCGUCGCCAUAGACGACAUCGUAGAGAGGGACUGGUCCUUCCUAAACGCCUCGGGGUCCCAGCUCCCCCGCGCGCUCGCCGCGGGGGCGCUCUCGCCGGCGUCGCGGGUGCUGGCCGUGACGCCCACGCCGUCCUUCGUGGAUGCCCUCCUGGCCGAGUCCCCCUGCGAGCUCCUGGUCGCCGCGCACGAGUCCCUGUACGUGCUGGGCGGCAUCAAGGAGGAGCACGACGAGGUGAGGUGCUUCCAUUUGGAAGGAGGGGGCGGGGGCCGGGGAGGCGGCGUGGUGGAGGCCGUGCCGGAGAGGUUCGACGCGUUCGACGCGGUGUUUGUGUGCUACUUCCCGGGGAUUGGGGUCUCGGCCGCGGCGCUGCUCAAGUCGCUCGUGAAGAGGUGCUCCAAAGGUGCAAGAGUUAUCAUCUUCUUGGAUCAAGGGAGACAGAACCUGGAGGAACACCGCAGGGAGCAUCCAGACGUUGCAUCCUCUGACUUGCCUAGUAGGUCUUCUCUGGAGAAGGCUGCUGCUGGGAGCAAGUACGAAAUAGUGGAGUUCGUUGAUGAGUCAACAUUGUAUCUUGCUGUUUUGCAAUUCCAAGGGUGAAACAUUUUUUGUAAAACAGAUUAUAGGCUGAUGGUUUAUCAACUCCUCGUCUGUAGAUAGGAUCAUAGGAAAAGGUCCAGUUUCCAACCCUCAACUCUUGCAGAAGUUCACUUUACAACAUUAUAACUUUGAGCUCUGAAACUAAUUAUUUUGAACCCUCA
Molecule: messenger RNA, 1066 nt
Organism: Brachypodium distachyon (stiff brome)
Lineage: Eukaryota; Viridiplantae; Streptophyta; Magnoliopsida; Poales; Poaceae
Exons: 2
Coding region: 138-905 (255 amino acids)
Source: RefSeq, a predicted model, not a curated record